GCUGAGGGGAGCCCUCAGCGCGUGCUGGAGGAGCAGAAGGAGUCCCAGCAGCAAACAGGGAUGGAUGUUUGCUCAAGGCAGGCGCGGAGCAGCUCUUGCAGCAAAGCCCGGCUCAAGGCGGCUCUGGUUAAACCCAGCUUUUAAUUGCUGCAGGUUCCAGGUGAAAUGAGUAGCGGGGCCUCGGGUGUUUGCUGGCAGCAGGGCCGGGUGCACAGGGCUCCGGGGGGCCUGCAGGUCCGUGUUUCCCCGGGAUGGAGGUGCCCUCGGUGCUUCUCCUGACCAGGCUCGUGGCAGAAGCUGCUGGAAAAUCCACGGAAAACUCGGGACCCCCGGGAUUGUCUCCGCAGGCGCCGGCGCCCGCCUGCUGCGAGGGGAUGCUGGACCCCAACGGCUCCUGCGCGCUCGGCCCGCGCUGCGGCACAGGCGGCCCCGAGGCGGCGGCGGCGCUGAUCCUGGGCUCCUUCCUGCUCUGCCUCUUCCUCAUCCUCUCCGUGGCCGCGUUCUUCCACCUGCGCCGCGGCAGCCGGCUGCCGGGGCUGCUGCACGCCAGGAGCAAAGCUUCUGUUCUGCAGCCCAGUGAAACGGCCUCCAUGAUCCCUCCUGCAGCUUCCUCAGUGCGGAAGCCGCGCUACGUCCGCCGCGAGCGCUCGCUGGGCCCGCCCGACAGCCGUGUCAGCAACGUCUGAGCCCGGCCUGGAGAUCCUGGCCUGGAGAUCCCAGCCCAACCCAGCCUGGAGAGCCCGGCCUGGACAGCCCGGCCCAACCUGGCCUGGAGAGCCCGGCCUGGAGAGCCUGGCCUGGCCUGGGGAGCCCGGCCUGGAGAUCCCAGCCUGGAGAGCCCGGCCUGGAGAUCCUGGCCUGGAGAGCCCGGCCUGGAGAUCCUGGCCUGGAGAGCCCGGCCCAACCUGGCCUGGAGAUCCCGGCCUGGAGAGCCCGGCCCAACCUGGCCUGGAGAUCCCGGCCUGGAGAGCCUGGCCUGGCCUGGAGAUCCCGGCCUGGAGAGCCCGGCCCAACCUGGCCUGGAGAUCCCGGCCUGGAGAGCCUGGCCUGGCCUGGGGAGCCCGGCCUGGAGAUCCUGGCCUGGAGAGCCCGGCCCAACCUGGCCUGGAGAUCCCGGCCUGGAGAGCCUGGCCUGGCCUGGGGAGCCCGGCCUGGAGAGCCCGGCCUGGAGAGCCCGGCCUGGGGAUCCCAGCCCAGCCCGGCCUGGAGAUCCCGGCCUGGAGAGCCCGGCCCAACCUGGCCUGGAGAUCCCGGCCUGGAGAUCCCAGCCCAACCCAGCCUGGAGAGCCCGGCCCAACCCAGCCUGGGGAGCCCGGCCUGGGGAUCCCGGCCUGGAGAUCCCGGCCUGGGGAGCCCGGCCCAACCCAGCCAGGAGAUCCCAGCCUGGAGAUCCUGGCUCAGCCCAGCCCAGCCCGGCCCAGCUCUGCCCAGCCCAGCCUGGCCCAGCCCAGCCCGGCCCAACCCGGCCCAGCCCAGCCCGGCCCGGCCCAGCUCAGCCCAGCCCGGCCCAGCCCAACCCGGCCCAGCCCAGCCCGGCCCAGCCCGGCCCAGCCCAACCCGGCCCAGCCCAGCGCAGCCCAGCCCGGCCCAGCCCAGCCCAGCCCAGCCCGGCGAUCCUGGCCCAGCCCAGCCCAGCUCAGCCCAGCUCAGCCCAGCCCAGCCCAACCUGGCCCAGCCCAGCCCGGCCCAGCCCAACCCGGCCCAGCCCAGCCCAGCCCGGCCCGGCCCAGCCCGGCAGCUGGAUUUGUUUUUAUCUCCUUUAAAACCAACGAGAUUUUGGUGGAAUUUUCAGGGAUAAAACCCAAAUCUUGGAGAGGUUCCUGUGCCAAAAAAUUCCAAAUUUUUCCUCUUUAUUAUGAAAAAUAAAGUUGUUUCCCUCCUGGCCAAGGAAUUCCAGUUGAAAUUCCCAAUUUUUUUUUUUUUUCUUUGGAGGAUUUGGGAGAUUCCAACUUGGAAUUUUGAUCAUUUCCAAUUUUCUGCUGCUGAGAUUUUUUUUUUUUUCCCCCAAAUAGGAAGUUUUUAUCCUGGAAUUCAGAAUUCUUGAGGAUUUUCCAAAUUCCUGAGGAAUUUCUGAAUUCCAAAGAGAGGGGAAAAAAAAAAAAAAAGGAGGAACUAUGCAAAUAAUUCCAAGGAAUUCCUGUGUGUUUAAUUAACUUAAUUGCUGAAAUGUUAAUUUAUUGAAGGAUCAGCUCCUUUUUCUGUCUCUUCUCGUGUGGGAUUUGCUUUAAUUGGUGUCUAAAAAUGGGAUUUGUGUCCUGAAAAAUGGGAUUUGUGUCCUGAAAAAUGGGAUCUGUGAAACUAAAAAUCUAAAAACGGGAUUUGUGUCGUUAAAAAUGCAACAACUGAGUUCUGUGUGUGGUUAAAAUCGAGUUUUUCUCAGGGAUUUUUACCCAGAAAACUUGAAAAUCCCAAAAUUUUUACACGGAAAACGUGAAAAUCCCAAGGUUUUUACCCAGAAAAUGUAAAAACCCCAAAAUUUUUCCCCACUUUUGGGGUGUGGUUCAGCUUUGCCAUCGCUGUGAGCUCCUGGUUGAGUUUGUGGGGUUUUGGGGUUGGGUUUUAUGGGUUCAGGUUUGGGGUUUGGGGUUGGGUUUUAUGGGUUGAGUUUUGGUUUUAUGGGUUCAGGUUUGGGUUUUGGGGCUGAGUUUUGUGGGUUUAGGUUGGGUUUUAUGGGUUUAGUUUUUGGUUUGGGGCUAAGGUUGGGUUUUGUGGGCUCAGGUUUGAGUUUUGGGGUUCAGUUUUGGUUUUGUGGGUUCAGGUUUGGGUUUUGGGGUUGGGCUUUGUGGGUUUAGGUUGGGUUUUAUGGGUUUAGUUUUGGGUUUUGGGGUUCAGUUUUGGUUUUAUGGGUUCAGGUUUGGGUUUUGGGGCUGAGUUUUGUGGGGUUGAGCUUUGGGGAUUUAGGUUUGGGUUUGGGGCUGAGGUUGGGUUUUGUGGGUUUAGUUUUGGGGUUCAGCUUUGUGGGUUUGGGGUUAAGGUUUGGUUUUUUGGGUUUAGUUUUGGGUUUGGGGCUGAGGUUGGGCUUUGUGGGGUUCAGGUUUGGGUUUGGGAUUGAGCUUUGGGGGUUUAGUUUCGGGUUUGGGUUUUUGGGUUUAGUUUUGGGUUUUGGGGUUAAGGUUUGGUUUUAUGGGUUUAGUUUGGGUUUGGGAUUUGAGUUUUGUGGGUUUAAUUUUGGGUUUUGUGGGGUUGAGCUUUGGGGUUUUGCUUUUUUUUUGGGUUUGGGAUUGAGCUUUGGGGGCUUAGUUUUGGGUUUGGAGUUAAGGUUGGGUUUUAUGGGUUUAGUUUGGGUUUGGGGUUAAGGUUGGGGUUUAAUUUGGGGUUUUGUGGUUGAAUUUUGUGGGUUUAGUGUUGGUUUUAUGGGUUUAGUGUUGGGUUUGGGGUUGGGUUUUGUGGGUUUAGUUUGGUUUUAUGGGUUUAGUGUUGGGCUUGGGACUGGGUUUAGUGGGUUUGGGUUUGUGAUGGAGUUUGGUGGGUUUAGAUUCGGAUUUGGGGUUAAGGUUUGGGUUUAAUUUGGGGUUUUGUGGUUGAAUUUUGUGGGUUUCGUUUGGUUUUAUGGCUUUAGUGUUGAGUUUUGGGCUUGGGUUUUGUGGGGUUGGUUUGGGCUUGGAGCUGAGCUUUGGUUUUGUGGGUUCCAUGUUGAGUUCUCUGGGUUUUCCCUUCCUUUUCACCAUCCAGUUCCCUUCCCAAAGCUCUGCUUUGGGUUCAAACCAACAAAACUCUGCUUUAAAACUCGGUUUUAACCCCCAGCAUUUCCUGGAUUUGUAUCUUUGUACACGGUGCCAAAAUAAAGAGAUUUAAACUUU
Vidua chalybeata is the source of this 3800-nucleotide messenger RNA. It is a transcript of the gene C22H1orf159, whose product is annotated as chromosome 22 C1orf159 homolog. Bases 252 to 686 code for a protein of 144 amino acids. Lineage: Eukaryota; Metazoa; Chordata; Aves; Passeriformes; Viduidae. The transcript has 9 exons. The record is from RefSeq and is a predicted model, not a curated record.